This is a messenger RNA of Xenopus laevis (African clawed frog), 5568 nucleotides long. It is a transcript of the gene nyap1.L, whose product is annotated as neuronal tyrosine-phosphorylated phosphoinositide-3-kinase adaptor 1 L homeolog. The transcript is spliced from 8 exons. NCBI's taxonomy places the organism in Eukaryota, Metazoa, Chordata, Amphibia, Anura, Pipidae. Bases 1131 to 3131 code for a protein of 666 amino acids. Gene Ontology annotation, biological process: phosphatidylinositol 3-kinase/protein kinase B signal transduction; neuron projection morphogenesis. The record is from RefSeq and is a predicted model, not a curated record.
GGACCAGCUCCCCCUCCCUCCACUCCCCUCCCCACCAUCUCCUGCACCUCCCCCUCCCCUCCAUCAUUUCUCAGCCUGAUCCUCAACACCGGGACCGGGGCCACCAAGACAACAUCGGCCUGAGCCACGUUCUGCUGAAACUCUCAUUGAGAUAAACAGAGGGAUCUCCGCUAAUAUUUUGUGACAAUUCUGGAAAUUCCUGGGAUUCAGAUAUGAAUAUUUUAUUGUCAUUAUCAUGUUCUCUCACUAUCUUGUAUAUUGGCCAAUAUUCUGAUGAGGACAUUGAUACUCUUUGAAGAUUUCAUGAUUUACGUAGCACAAGAAGUGGGUAAAAUGGCAAAACCUUUGGGGAGGGCACCCUCAUUGGGGUGAAAGUGGUAUGGUCCAUGCUACUUUACAAUGUAAUUUCUAACAAUAAAGUCACCACGAAAGGAUUUGCUCACAAUGGGACUGGCCCAUGAUACAGACCCUCCAUUCAUAAGUUUCCAGUGCUGAGCAGGACCCUCAAGAAACACCCCAUUGCCCCAAGUGAGACGCAUUUUACUUCCAUUUCGGGCUGAGACACCAAUAAAUUUUACUGAAAAUUCUUCUAAAUCAUUUUGCUUGUUUGGGGGUGACGUUUCCUAAGACAAACAUGUCAGAAAUGAAUCUCUAUCUGUGGUUCUGGAUCCAAAAUCAGCUUGGACAAAGCUGCUACUAAGUACUUUGUAUUAGCCCAGUAAUAGCCCAGUAAUAGCCCAGUAAUAGCCCAAUAAUAGCCCAGUAAGGGGGUGCAAAGGAGCAACACUCACCAACUUUGCAUCGACAAUGGAAACGUAUAAUCGGGAUUUCUGCUCUUCCAUUGAAACAUUCCCAAGUGGCAAGAUGCCCAGUGUAGGACCCCAGAAGGUCUCUUCUCAAUGAUGUGCGGAUGAAAGGUUCCAACAUCUACAGGAGGGGAUUUAUACAAAGCUGUGGGGUGCGGUGGGAAUAAAUUAGGAAUAAAAGAAUUUUGAAAGACUGAUAAUUCCAUAUGAAACUGAUGCCGCACACAAAGGAAAAGUCUGGCGGAGAAGCCACUCCAGCAAGUGCUGUAAAGGUGAGGUUUGGGUUCCCAUUUCAAAGGGGGUCUAGUGUUCAGACUCCAGAAGAUGACCACUGGUUCCUCUGACCUGGUAACCAUUCUUGGGGUUGAUAAGAACGGAGCCAUGAAUCUCCUGUAUAGAAAGAGUAGAGUGGAGUGGAGACAGAAAGACGAGGAGUCAAAAAAAAGCAAUACAGGGAAGGUCCGGGACAUGGCCUCGUUCCGCCGCCACUUCAGAAUGGGAUUCAUGACGAUGCCGGCCUCGCAGGAACGAGACCCUCUCUCCAGUGGGAAUGCCAUGCCCCCCCGCUCCCUGUCCUGUCAUUCUGUUGGCAGCGCACCAGAAGAGAGUAGGGGUGAAAGUGGACCCACAGGGAGGAGACCCCCAGCCAAACCUAAGAGGAAUCCCAGCACCAAACUCAGCUUUGCCGGUGAGGGGAGAGUUCAGGAUGAACGGAGGAUCAGGAAGGAAGGAGGGUCCCUAAAAAGUGCCUCUGAAUCCCGUCGCAUGCCCCCCCAAAAGCCACAGCGGAGCCCCCAUACACACCUUUCAGCCUCCUUUGAUGAGACCUACGCCAGACGACCAGCCUCCACCUCUGCAAUCCUACCGUGCUCUUCCUCUCACUCCCCCGAAGAGCCGGUCUACAUUGAAAUGGUGGGAAAUGUUUCAAGAGGGCACGCUCCACCUUCGACCCCAGCUCCUCCAGAUGAAGAUUCAGAUGGAGAGGAAGAGGCCAUUUACGAAGAAAUGAAAUAUCCUGUCCAUGAAGACCAUUCAUCUCAUCUGCGACAUCCUCAUCGCCGUCACCCCCCACCACGCAGGACACCUGAUGUGGACAUCCCCCCUCCCUUCCCAAAUUUACUGCAACAUCGUCCUCCACUACUGGGAGCCCCUUCAGGCAAGGGCAAUAAAGUUACAAAACCUGGUCCCCCAGUGUCAUCCAAGCUGCCAGUUCCUCAAAAGGAGUUGCCACCCUCAGUUGCUUCCUCUUCCAUUCAUCUUCCUCCUUCUGGACGUGCUCGUAGCCAUUCAACUCCAUUGCCCCCACAGGGCUCAGUCCAGCAUAGGCCAGAAUCUGUAACCCCAAUUUCUCGUGGUUCAGGCUGCACACAGGAGAAAGGGACAUCAAUGCUUCCCAUUCCACAUGGGCAAUCCCGAGACAAGUCCCUCUCUUACACUAUGGUCUACUCUUCCGUGAAGGUGACCCAUUCCCUACUUCCAGCCUCACAGGUGGAAGAGAAAACAGAACGAGAGAUCUCAGUGCUGGCUGGACUCAUCUGUCCGGCAUCUCGUGUGUCAGGAACACAGUUGCCCAGCCGCCCACCCUCAGCCCAGCUUCACCAGGGCCUAAGGGAACAGUCUUCCCCUGUUGUCUGGACAUAUCCUGCAGGCAGGAGGCCACCAGCAUAUGAAAACAACAUGAAGGGCUCCAGAGGAACACAGGCCACAGAUACUCGAGGAGGGACAGUGGAGGAGGAAAGGGGCGGUACAGUUUGGGAAUUACAGAGGAGGAUGUCGUGUGGACGAAGAAGCCAACUUGGUGAACCUAUUGCAGAUGGAUCACGGGUUUGGAAUGGGAAUCCAGCAAGGCCAGAAAAGGGGAGUCAGAGCACUGGAGGUUCAGGAAUUCCAGUCAGAACUCAGCAGAGCCUGGAUGGUGCAAGUGGCCGUGGAGCAGGCAGAACAGGGCUCCCAGUUCCAUGUCAAACCUUCCCAUCUUGUCACCGGGCCACUGAUCUCGGGGGAAUUUACCGACUUGGUCGCUCUGCCUCAACCUCCGGGGUACGUCAAGCAUCGACUCAGCGGCAGAGCCAGACCUUGCUGCCGAGUACACCCCCGGUCCCUUCAACCAGCAAGGAUAGAGAUGGAAAGCUCCAGGAGGUCAUUGAACGGAAGCGAUUCCUGUGCCAUGAGAUUAAAUCCCGGCAGCCAAGAGUGGAGAGGGGAUUGUGCAAGCAGGAGAGCCUGCCCAUUCUGCCCAGCUGGCGUAGGGUCCCCGAGGGACAGAAAGGGGGCACCCCGCCGUGCCAUCGGCAGCAAGCUGUGGUGUGGGACACUGCCAUUUGAGUUUCUCUGCCUGACUUCAACCUGAGAUCUCUCCCAGGGACGCUGGCCGGAACCCUGAAGAGGGAGCCAUGGGUGGAGACACAGUGUGGUCUCAAAAUGUAGAGGAGAUUCUUAGUAGAGGAUGAAACAUGAUCUGCAUGUAAUUAAGGUAUUAGUAAUAUGCCAUGGAAAAGAAAUGUAAGAGGGAGGCUUGGAGUAUUGUAUUUAUGAGUAGAGCCAAGAUGUAAUGAUGUGGGGAGUGCUCUGCGUCUUCACUGGGCAGGGGGAAAGGUGUCCCCACAUGGAGAAGUAUUAUAUGUACAUACAGCUCACCAUGAAAGAGAGAGAUGGGACCAGGCAGCCAUUGUUUCUUGGGCUGGUUUCUUGAGUUGUGCCAAACAAUUGUGUUCCCAUGGAAGAGGCUCGGCGCAUUGGCAGGAGAUGGACUCUGAGCUUGUCAUAUGGUACAUGGAGCUUAGAACCAUGAAGGCAGUGAAGUCCCACCUUGGGGUGUUGCCUUGUAGAGUAGAUCACAUGCCAAGACCACAACACGAAUGCGCCACAAAAGGUGCAACUCUGAGGCUUGCAGAUAUUUUCUUAAAUGAUGUUCAAGGCUGCAGCCUCCUGUGCUGUCCUACAAAACCCAUCAUCAUCUUAUGCAAACUGGUGCCUUCUAAUGGCCACGGGACUUGGAGAGCAACAGCGGGUGGUCAGUCUGCUCAGUCUAAUCUGGAGAUAAGUGAAGCCACUCAAGGUUUAGUGGAGCUUUGAAGGUGGGAUGCAGAUCACAAGAGAAACAUAAAGUGAGUGUGAGACUCAGAUCUCAAGGGAAACAUAAAGUGAGUGUGAGACACUGAGUGACACCCAGAUCUCAAGGGAAACAUAAAGUGAGUCUGAGACACUGAGUGACACCCAAAUCUCAAGGGAAACAUAAAGUGAGUGUGAGACACUGAGUGACACCCAGAUCUCAAGGGAAACAUAAAGUGAGUGUGAGACACUGAGUGACACCCAGAUCUCAAGGGAAACAUUAAGGUAGUGUGAGACACUGAGUGACACCCAGAUCUCAAGGGAAACAUAAAGUGAGUGUGAGACACUGAGUGACACCCAGAUCUCAAGGGAAACAUUAAGGUAGUGUGAGACACUGAGUGACACCCAGAUCUCAAGGGAAACAUAAAGUGAGUGUGAGACACUGAGUGACACCCAGAUCUCAAGGGAAACAUAAAGUGAGUGUGAGACACUGAGUGACACCCAGAUCUCAAGAGAAACAUAAAGUGAGUGUGAGACACUGAGUGACACCCAGAUCUCAAGGGAAACAUAAAGUGAGUGUGAGACACUGAGUGACACCCAGAUCUCAAGGGAAACAUAAAGUGAGUGUGAGACACUGAGUGACACCCAGAUCUCAAGGGAAACAUAAAGUGAGUGUGAGACACUGAGUGACACCCAGAUCUCAAGGGAAACAUAAAGUGAGUGUGAGACACUGAGUGACACCCAGAUCUCAAGGGAAACAUAAAGUGAGUGUGAGACACUGAGUGACACCCAGAUCUCAAGGGAAACAUAAAGUGAGUGUGAGACACUGAGUGACACCCAGAUCUCAAGGGAAACAUAAAGUGAGUGUGAGACACUGAGUGACACUCAGAAUAAAGGGAGGAUGAGUGAUGGUCUCAUUGGAGGACAUCUGAGAUAGGUUUGAGCUUCUUUAGAGUUGUAGAUUGGACCUUGGAACCAGAACAAUUGGUUGUGGGGGGUCCUGAAAGUUAUUGUAUUUGAGGCAGACAUGGAGGACCCCAGGCUGCUAAUGCUCAUCUGACCCCCUUCUGGAAGGUUUAGGCAACUGCCCUCUCAGAACGGACCAUAUUCUGCUCCAGCUUAUGGGGAAAAAAAAAUCUUUUUUUUACUGGGACUUUUUUGAGUUACUAGAAAAUUCCUACAAAUACAUAAUCAUCGUACAUAUCGCUUUUUAGUAUCUUUUUUUCCUGAAACUGUAAAAAGAUUUACAAUAUUUAUCCAUGUAUAUAAACGGUAAAAAUGAAACACUUUUGUACAGAGGAGGAACCGAAGGGUUAAAAAGAUUGUAACAUCAAUUCCGUUUGCCUCUUUAAAUCCUACGUCUGCCAUAAUUGGUUGCUUAUUGUCUCUCCGGCAUUUCAUUGGCCGCUUAAUUCUCUGACGGUAACCUGAAGAAAAAUGUGACGGAAUUGCCAUUGUUUGAAUGUAUUUGCUAUUUUAUAUUUUUUUUCUAUUUUAUUUAUUUAUUUUUACUUAACUUAUUUCUAGAGUAUAAAUUGUGUUUCACAAACGAAAUCGAAAUUAUUGAUUCUUUUUAUAUUUAUUUCUAGAGAACAAUUUUAGCAAACCUGAAUUUUUGGAGUUUUCGACGCGAUUCAAGCAAAUCAUGGUUAAAAAAUGUUGUGAAAUUGAAUUAAAAAUUUUUCAUUGAAAAAACUUCAGCAGCUGAAAC